UCGAAACAGCCGGUCAACAGCAAAGCACCGCACCGGGCUCUCGCGCGUCAGCGGCCGCUGGACCUCGCAUUUGUACUGCAGCAUCUGGAAGAGCUCGCACGCCGAGAGGUCGAUCCUGCGCGACACGGAGCCCGCGUCGUCGAGCUUCCGGCGCCGGCCCGAGGCGUCCUGCUGGAUCCGAAGGGGCAGCUCCGAGGCGGGGAACGAGCGGCAGGGAGGCGUCAUUCUUCUUUAAAGAUGGAGGCGGCGAUGGGCGGACAGUUGCUGAAGGCGGUUGAGGAGGCCAGCUUGGAUGAGAUCCUCGACAGCUUUCGCGCAUCACUGGCUCUCGAAAAGACUCCAGCAAGCGGCACCGGCACUGGGCGAGUCAAGCUCACGCACCUGGAUCAACUCGACCAGCUCGCCGCCCGACAGUUUCGAGCCACCCAAGCGCCCACAAUCGCCCUCUCUGGCCGCAGCCUUCCGCUGGUAUACAAGGUGAUAUCGACGCUCGUCUCGCCGCCCCAUUCCAGGGCGCUCUUCGUCCUCGACCUUGAGGGCCGCUUCGACGCCACUCGCCUCACAUGCGCCGACAAUGAUUUGCAGCACGUCUACGUCCAGCAGUCGCCCUGCGACGAAAGCUCCGGCACUGACCUCGAGGUUAUCCGAUCUUUCAUCUCGGAUGCCGAGCACUUCAUGAUCUACGACAGGGCUUCUGCAGCGUCCCUCUCUCGUGAGUUCUGGGGCACGAUUGUGCUCGGCGGAAUGGGGGCGGGCGAUCUGGUUGCUGCGUGGAAAGGUUGGCUUCACGUGGAACGCGAACACGUCGCAGAGUAUUCUAUGAGAAUCACCCUCGAAGAGGCCUUUGAGAGACGAUCUGAUAGACAGGAGGCUGUGGACCGUUCUGGUUGGGUUGCAGCAUCGCAGUGGGGGAGAUUUGUCUUCCUUGAAUGAUUCAU
Trichoderma citrinoviride is the source of this 938-nucleotide messenger RNA. RefSeq lists its product as hypothetical. The transcript has 3 exons. The coding region runs from base 238 to 933 and encodes 231 amino acids. NCBI's taxonomy places the organism in Eukaryota, Fungi, Ascomycota, Sordariomycetes, Hypocreales, Hypocreaceae. The record is from RefSeq and is a predicted model, not a curated record.